Anopheles nili is the source of this 912-nucleotide messenger RNA. Its product is annotated as solute carrier family 25 member 35-like. NCBI's taxonomy places the organism in Eukaryota, Metazoa, Arthropoda, Insecta, Diptera, Culicidae. Bases 1 to 912 code for a protein of 303 amino acids. The record is from RefSeq and is a predicted model, not a curated record. The transcript has 2 exons.
AUGGAGUUUCUAUUUGGUGGUGCUUCUUCCAUGUGUGCGGUAGUAUUCACGAACCCGCUGGACGUUUUAAAAACCCGCCAACAGCUCGAGGGUGAACUGAUAGCGAAACAUAAUCUCAAGGAGCGGGCUUACAAAGGCAUCCGCCAGUCUUUGAUCACAGUGCUCCGCACCGAUGGACUACGAGGUCUGCAAAAAGGACUUCCGGCUGCAAUUCUGUUUCAAUUCUCAAUGAAUAGUGUGCGUUUGGGAACGUACCAAACUGCUGAGAAUCUCGGAUGGACAAGGAACCCGACGCAUCCCUUGCUGAAUCCACUUCUCUCGGUGUUCUGGGGUGGUUUUGCAGGACUGGCUAGUGCUACAGUAUCCUGCCCUUUUUAUGUAGUAAAGACGCAACUUCAAGCCGUCACAGCUGGUUCAUACACGGCCCGAUAUCAGCACCAUCACAGUGGAACCUGGGUGGCCUUUGGCAAUAUAUACCGGCAAAGUGGCAUACGAGGAUUGUUCCGUGGGUAUCCAGCCUCUGUGGCUCGGCUGGUUGUUGGAUCUGCUGCUGAAAUGUCUACGUUUAGCUUGUGCAAAAAGUUUCUCUGGCGCUAUGAAGUCUUCCAAGAGUCGAUCGUGCUAACGGCGCUGGCUAGCAGCACUGUCGCAGGAUUUUUCACCAGCGUCUUGAUGUCUCCCUGUGAUGUCGUGACGACAAGAAUAACCAACCAAGCCGUGUCCGCUACCGGCAAGGGUUUACUGUACAGCAACAUCUUCGACUGUUUCGCAAAGAUCUACCGAUCUGAGGGGGUCCACGGAUUCUACAAAGGUUUCUUUCCGAUGUACCUGCGUGUCGCCCCACACACCAUGCUGAAUCUCACAUUCUGGGAGCUCUUCAAGGGCCUCUACGAACGCUUCAAUAAGCAAUAA